Lingula anatina is the source of this 2404-nucleotide messenger RNA. Its product is annotated as flavin-containing monooxygenase 5. The record is from RefSeq and is a predicted model, not a curated record. Gene Ontology annotation, molecular function: flavin adenine dinucleotide binding; N,N-dimethylaniline monooxygenase activity; NADP binding. NCBI's taxonomy places the organism in Eukaryota, Metazoa, Brachiopoda, Lingulata, Lingulida, Lingulidae.
GGUCAUAGAGCGUAAUGGAGCACUUAUAUCACUGAGACUGUUUAUCUACCAGAGAAAAAACUUUCGCAACACACGCAAACCUGACCACACCUCGUGUCCGCUGCACCCUACGAACAUCUUCAGGAACUUAGGCUACACCACCACGUGUCUGCGGUGCCAGUAUUUAACACCUGAAGGAACAUCGACAAAAAUCAGCACCAUCGGCCUCUACUGUUCGCGUUUACAUCACAUCUACAAACUUCGCUAACUCCUUGAACACAUUUUAAGAUGUCGGGAAGAAAGCGGGUAGCUAUUAUAGGGGGUGGCUCAAGUGGACUGACAGCAAUAAAGUGUUGUUUGGACGAGGAUCUUGAGCCUGUGUGUUUCGAGAGGGCUGACCAGCUUGGGGGUUUGUGGUAUUAUAAGCCAGAGGGUAAACUUGAUGGUGAGUCCACUGUCAUGAAGUCCACCAUCAUCAACACAAGCAAGGAGAUGAUGAGCUGGAGCGACUUCCCCAUGCCCAAAGAAUAUCCCAACUUCAUGCACAACACCUACGUCCUUAAAUACUUCCAGCUAUACGCAGAGAGGUUUGGUCUGAAAAAAUACAUCAAGUUUAACCACGCGAUCAUCAAGAUUACUCCCGCCAAGGAUUUUGAGAGCACGGGGCAGUGGGAGGUCCGGUACAAGAACCUGAAAGAGGACAAAGAGUACACGGAGAUCUUUGAUGCUGCGUUGUGUUGCACUGGUCAUCAUGCCAACAAAAAUGAACCGAAAUUCCCCGGGCACGAAGAGUUUCAGGGAAAGAUUUUGCACUCCCAUGACUAUAGAGAUCAACGAGGCUAUGAAGACAAAAGGGCUGUAGUCGUUGGUGUUGGCAACUCAGGAAAUGAUGUAGCAUCAGAGCUGGGGAAAGUGGCAGAAAAGGUAUAUUUUUCCACGCGACGAGGGUUUUGGGUGACAUUUAAAUCAGACAAGAAGGGGUUUCCUUGGGAUAUCAACCAACUGCGGAGGCUUCCUCAGUUUUUUCUGAGCUUUCUCCCUUACUCUUGGAAAUGUACCAUGGCAGAAAACGCAAUCAACGAGCGGUUUGACCACGAAACAUUUGGACUGAAACCGAAGCAUCGUAUUUUCAGUCAACACGGUACCGCUAACGACGAGCUCCCAAUCCGAGUCUUGAGCGGCACGGUGGCCAUUAAACCAAACGUUGUCGGUUACACAAAAACUGGCGUCAAAUUCGAAGACGGAACCGUAGAGGACAACAUUGACCUGGUGGUUCUUGCGACGGGGUAUAACUUCGGUUUCCCUUACGUUGAUGAGUCUGUCAUCACAGUGAAGGAUAACAAGCUCGACUUGUACGAGUAUGUCUGGCCGCUGAUAUCUAAGCCCACCAUAGCAUUCAUCGGCUGCGUUCAACCGAUAGGGGCGCUGUUUCCUAUAGCUGAACUUCAAUGCCGCUGGGCGACUCGCGUUUUUAAGGGUCUAAUCAAAUUACCCGAUAAGGAGGUCAUGGAGGCGGACAUGACGGCAAAGCGUGACGCGAUGGCGAAACGUUACGUCCAGAGUCAGCGUCACACUAUCCAGGUGGACUGGGUGCCCUACAUGGACGAACUCGCUACACACGUUGGCUGCAAGCCCAACUUACUGAAACUUUUCCUGACCGACCCUGUCUUGGCCUGGGCGGUUCUCACGGGGCCAUGCGCGCCGUACCAGUAUCGCCUGAUGGGUCCUAACCCCUGGAAAGGGGCGCGGGAGGCAGUCUUGACCACCAUGGAGCGCGUGCUGUACCCCCUUCGAACCAGAAAAGCCUAUACAGGCUCCAGUGCCUCGGGCCCGGGGUUCCUCACAAUGCUGGUGAUAUUCAUCGUCAUAGUCGCAGUUCUCUUGAAGGUGUUUUUUGGAUGAGGCAGGUGUUUGAUGAUGUCGAUUGUAGAAACGUAGAUUGUAGAAACAUAGAUUUGAAAAUUUCGAUAUAUUUGAUACUUUUACACAAAUCAGCUCUUUACGGGCCUCAUGAGCCUCAAUGAAAAAUAUUUCGGGCGACGGAGCAUUCUACUACUUAGCACUAAAAAUUGUUUCGUCGUUUAUGUAUACCAAGCUACAGCCCAAAAUAACUCCGCAAGACAGAAAAUGAACAGUGAUUUUUUGCAUCAGCUUUUAGAAAUAAAACAGAUCGACUUUUCACAGAAUAUUCACAAAUACGUCUUUAAAUAAAUAGGCGGUCAAUUUAAUAUCUCUGAAAUUUUCCGUUUUUCCCUAUAUAAUCUGCCACCCUGGUAGAGGGUAACAAUUUAAGAUGUACAUAUCAUAAAUGAAGUACUCAUAUUUCCUAUGUCAGUAUGGAGUUCUUAUGCCGUAAUUCAGUUAUUGGUAACAUAAUAAUACUCUUAUAUUGCAUUUUAACAAACAAUAAAAUUGAAACCACUUC